Heterotrigona itama is the source of this 6047-nucleotide messenger RNA. The record is from the annotation of a GenBank genome assembly. Lineage: Eukaryota; Metazoa; Arthropoda; Insecta; Hymenoptera; Apidae.
CAGUGUACCAUGGCACUUGAAGUUGGCACAAAAUGGAUGCUGCUUGCAAAUAGUCAUCAGUUUCAACUAAACAUCGAUUUACAAAAUGGGAAAUCAAUUAGUUGGUAUUGCGCCUAGUCAAAUAUUUCCAGUAGAACAUUAUUUGACAGACCAUAGUGAUUUAUUAUUCGAUGUAAACUUAGGAAGUACUAGAUUUUUUAAAGUGGCUCGAGCCAGGAGUCAGGAAGGUCUUAUAGUAGUUAAAGUUUUUGCUAUUCAUGAUCCAACACUCCCACUUUCCACAUAUAAAGAAAAGCUUGAAGAAAUUAGAUCUAAAUUGGCAUCUGCUGUGAAUUGUCUACCUUUUCAAAGAAUGAUUCUCACGGAAAAAUCUGGAUCAAUAAUGAGGGAAUAUGUAAAGUAUUCUCUUUAUGACAGAAUUAGUACUAGGCCAUUUUUAACGACCAUAGAGAAAAAAUGGAUUACUUUUCAAGUUUUAUAUGCUCUACAUCAAGCUCACAAGUUUGGAGUCUGCCAUGGUGACAUAAAACUAGAAAACAUAAUGAUAACCAGUUGGAAUUGGAUUUUACUCACAGAUUUUGCAAGUUUUAAGCCGACUUAUUUACCAGAAGAUAAUCCUGCUGAUUUUUCAUAUUUUUUUGACACCUCUAGAAGAAGCAAUCAUUUUAAAAACAAUGUAGAAUCAACUAAGGAUGAUUUUGGUCAUAAUGAAGAUAAUACUAUUGAAGAUGACAAUAAUCAAAGUUUUAACAAAAGUGACUUAAAUGGAUGUGAUUCAAAAACUGUUCAAAUUCAAGACACUAAAUCUGAUAGUCAAACGGAUCAACAAGCAGAACCUAUACUAGUUGAAAGUCAAAGACGAAAAUUAGAUUUAAAGAGUGAGAAAAAAGUUUUAUCUUCAGAACCCGUUGAAGGAUUGGUUAUUAUUACUCAACUUGUUACUUCAUGUAUACGAGGUUUACAUCACUCUCAGUCUAAAUUACAAAGUUUAGAAAUAUUACUUGAACUUGCUGAAAACACGUCAGAUGAAACAAUAUUGGAUCGGAUUUUGCCUUACAUUUUUCAUUUAGUUCAUGAUCCUGCUUCACGAGUACGGGUGUCAGCUAUACACACUUUGACAAAAUGUUUGCAUCUUGUAAAGUCAAUUCCACCAUCAGAUGUGAAUAUCUUCCCAGAAUAUAUUUUACCCGGUUUAGCACAUAUCACACAAGAUGAAGCAGUAAUUGUUAGAGCUGCUUAUGCAGAAAAUAUCGCGCAUUUAGCACACAUUGCAUUACGUUAUUUAGAAAAUGCUCAUUUAUCUAACUUAGGUAACAAAGAAGGCCCAAAACCAAGUUAUGAUAGUGAACUUCAAACUUUGCAUGAAAUGGUGCAACAAUCUGUGUCCAUGUUACUAACAGAUCCUCAGAAUUUGGUAAAACAAACGUUAAUGGAAAAUGGAAUAAACAAACUUUGUAUAUUUUUUGGAAAACAAAAGGCCAAUGAUAUUUUACUUAGUCAUGUUAUUACUUUUUUAAAUGAUAAGGAAGACAAAGAGUUAAGAGGUUCUUUUUUUGAAUGUAUUGUUGGUGUAGCUGCUUAUGUUGGUUGGCAUAGUAGUCCUAUUCUUAUGCCUCUUCUUCAACAAGGAUUGGCAGAUCCUGAGGAAUUUGUAACCACAAAGGCUAUUAAUGCAAUGGCGACUCUUACAGAAUUAGGUCUCUUACACAAAUCUGCUCUUUAUCAACUUUUACAUGAGACCAUGGUUUUUUUAGUACAUCCAAAUUUAUGGAUAAGACAUGCGACUGUCGGUUUUAUAUCUACGGCGGCAAGAACACUUAAUUUAGUAGACGUUCAAUGCAAAGUUCAAUUAAUGAUUCAAUCCUAUCUAAAGCAUCCAUUGAUUCAAAUAGAAAAAGAAAUUCUGUUAUUAGAAGCCUUGGUAUCUCCCAUACCAAGAAUUGUUUAUGAUUCUGUUGUAAAAUACAACGAUGUAGAAGAAUUAUUUCAAGUUCUUGAACAAAGACAAGCUGCUCGAGCUAAAGCAAUAUCAGGAAUAGUACCACAAUAUAGUGAAAUGAGUACUUCCAUACGAAAUCUUUUUAGACGAUUAAGUUCAGAAUCUAUGACUGAAACUGUUGAAGAUCAGUUACUAAUAAUGAAACCACAUUUAAUGAAAAUCAAUAAAUAUCGAAAUUCAGUAGAUGCGAAGCUAAGUACAGCUAAAUCGGUGGAUGGAAAGUUAGAAUUAAAUACUAUGAAAGAUAAAAUACGACAUCAUAUAGUAAUAUUGUAUCCUGAUACAAAAGGCGAUCUAGGUCUUCCGCCAUUUAAACGAUUAGAUCGUAGAAUAUCAGAUAGUGUUGGCACAUAUGCAACAAUGAAUCAGGAAUGGCGAACAAUGUUUGCAGCUCAAGAUAAUGUUCAACAUACUGUGAAAAUGUCAGAUAUGACAGGGAGUAGUGGAAGUCCCAGUCAAAGUUUACAUGGAGGAGAUAUUCAUUUAUCACCACAACAUAGUUUAUCUGACAUGAAUAGUAUAAAUGAUCAUUCUCUUCAUGAACACAGGUGUGCACCUUGUAGAUUAGAAGUAAGACAACUGACAUACAGAAAACAAGAACAACAUGCUGCAGCAUUAAGAGCUCAGCAUUGGGCUGAUAAUAUUGCAUGGCAAGCUGGUUCAAGAUUAUUACCAAGUGGAUGGAGACCUCGAGGAGUACCAGUUGCACAUCUUCAUGAACAUAGAGCUGCAGUAAAUAGACUGGUUUCUAUACCUGAUACUAGUUUAUUCGCCAGUAGUUCUGCAGAUGGAUGCAUAAAAAUAUGGGAUGCAAGUAGAAUGGAAGGCCGGAACAUUGCUAAUCGUUCUAGGCAAACUUACAUACAUAGAGGUGGUCCUCUAGUUGGUUUAGCUGUAUGUGAUCAGGGACAAUCAUUAGCAAGUUCUGCUAGUCAAUCAGGCACUGUAUUUGUUUUGCGAAUAGAACCAAAUUCUAGUAAAAUGAGUGUUAUUGCUACUAGACAAUUAGAUCUUUUGGAAGAAGGAUGUGCAGUUGAUUUGCAAUAUUUAGAUUCUGGUUCACAAUCAGUUCUUGUUUAUGCAUCAUUAUACGGUUCGUUGGUAGGAUGGGAUUUAAGGUGUCCUGGUACAACGUGGCGUUUAGAAAAUGACCUAAAACAUGGAGUAAUUACUUCAUUUUGCGUAAACAAUUAUCAACAAUGGUUGACUCUUGGCACAAGUUCUGGUGUACAUACGUGUUGGGAUUUGCGAUUUCAAUUACCAAUAACCAGUAUUAAACAUCCUACAAACGCAAGAGUGAGGAAAGUAAUUACUCACCCUACAGAACAUUCAUGGAUUAUUUCGGCUGUGCAAGGAAACAACGAAAUUUCAAUGUGGAAUCUUGAAACUGAUUUUCGCCAAAUGGUUCUUUGGGCGUCAAGCGCUCCUCCACUUAGUCACUCGCAAGGUGGUCAUAGUGUAUGUGCAAUGUAUUCUGGAUCUAUUGAUAACGCAGGCUUCUUAUUAGCUGGCGGUACUGAUAUGAGAUUGCGUUUCUGGGACUUAUGCACACCCAAUGAAUCGCACGUCGCAUUACCUGCUGCUAAUGAUGUUACUCCUCCUAAUUCAUUAGCGUAUGAACAACGUUUAAUUGAUGGAACCAAUGUCGUACAAGAAGUUUUAGCUGGAGAUAGUCCAACUCCAUCAUCUGGAGGAGGAAGCAGUAUUAGAAUAAGAAAUUCUGAAGAAGGUGGUCAAGGUCCAGAAACCCCACCAUUUGGACAUCACGAUACUAUUUCCGCCGUAGCUAUGUCAAACACAUGUAUUCUUACUGGUAGUACAGAUGGAUUAAUACAAGUUUGGAAAUGAUUGUUUUCCCUUUCAUCGUCUCACGUUCUAAAGCUGCAUACAGUGUACAAAUUUUUCUAAUAUACCACAGACUUAUUCUGGGAAAACAAUUUAAUUGAACGUGCUGCAGUAAUUCUGUGAUUUUUAUUUGUACAUAAUAAUAUGUAAUAUAUACAUAGAUAAUAUGUGCAAGAUCAUCGAUAGCCAUAAUUAUAAUAUAUAUAAUGCAUUUCUUAAAUGGAACUUAAAUUUUAAGUUACUUUAAUACAGCGAUUCUUAUAUAAUAUAAAUAAUUUAUUUUUCUACGUGAAAAAAAAGGAGAAAGAGCUUGUUGUACUGUAAUAUAUUAAGAUGAUAAAUCAAUGAUAUUUAGUUUUAAAUAAUGCAAUAGCAACGAUUAAUCGUGUGGAUAUGAUAUUGGAUUGUAAAACUACAGCAUACGAUUAAUGUACAAGAAAGGUAUCAUUAACAAAUUUAUUCCUUGAUACAUAGUUUAUACUGGGUAGGUAUAACACGACUGCAUACUUUUAUGUAAUUGAUUACAUAGUAAACUUGUAUACCGACUGAAAUACUCAUAACCAGUGAAUAUCUUCAUAUUCUCUGAUAUAUUGUUACAAUAAAUUCAUAUUUUUAAUGGAUUUGUGUGUGUUGUUUAAUUAUUUACGUUAUCCAUUUAACUUUUUUGUUUAGUUACCAAGGACAAAUUGGUGCAGAAGGAUAGGGAGCUCGUCCCGGAAACGCAUAAGGAUCCGGAUUUAUCGUUCUGCAAAUAUCUUUCCAUCUUUCCUUUCCUCCUUUUCCAUGUCGUCGUCUAUAUUGUUGAUUUUUAUAAUUCGAUGGUUGAUAAUUGUAAUCUGCUUGUUUACCGAAAAGAAUCUCAACCCAAGGAGCUGCAGAUCCAGCAACAAUCAAUAAUAAAACUAAGAAUAAAAUUUUCAUUUUGCUUACGAUAUUUGAAAAUUUUUCACUUUGAGAAAAUAUAUAUUCGGUUAUUUUUACUUUCAAGCUUCACACUUUCUAAACAAAUUGAUUAGCGACACUUCCUCUUUUAACUUUUCGUACGUCACUACUUUUAACUACGAUUGAUUAAACCGCGAAAUUUGCAAACAUUUGAUUGAAUUACAUCUUUCCUUUUGGACUUAUUAAAGAGUUUGAACUGUACUCGCGGUAACAAAUACUGUCGCAAUGAAAUGAUGCUGGAUGCUUACUGCUCUUUUAUACACCAACCCUACCGCCUGAAUUUGCGUGUACAAAUGUUUUUCUUCUUGCUUGUCACAUUGAACUUGGAGAACUCUUGUUGUUUUGAUGCGAAUUAUAAUAAAAUCUGCAUUCACCAUGCGCUUCAACUUUUUUUGUAUUCCACGUGUGUAUACAAAUUCUGCUACAAUAAAAUAGACGGUGAUAUAAAGGUAUUCAUUUACUUGGAAUGUCGAUGCGUAGCAAUUUGCACAUUUCUGCGCAAGCGAAUCAUUAAAAGAUUGAUCCAUUAUUGCGUUUAUUCAUUCCUUUUAACUAAAUAUAAUUAUUUUACGAAGAUGCUAUAAAGUUGUCAUGAAAUUAAAUUAUAUUACAGGCUAGAUGAUAACUUCGUCGAUUGCGAACUGUCCUACAUUUGCAGUUAUCUUAUGUCAAGGUUGAUGUUUUUGGUAUAUGAAUACAAUAUUUAUUUAUAUAAAUAACAUAAUAUAUAUCUUUAUGGUAAUUUUAAUAUAUCUGAAAGGAAUAAUAAUCAUUGCCAAUGAACAAAUAAUAUUUUAAUCACAUGUGAUAGAAGAUAAGAUCGAAAUGUUUUGCUCCUGAUAGGUUGCAAAUUACUUUGCAAAUAGCAAAGACGUCCUUAUGUGCAAUCACGUUGCUUGUAAUCAUUCUUAUUAUCUUAGGUCCACCGUGAUUAGCCAUUACUAUUUUCUAUUACCGUAAUAGCGGUUUCUAAGCUGUUGGACUAUUAAUAGCAUUUGGCAGAGAAAGUAAGUAUAAGUAUAGUUUUGCGCUAAGAAGUUUGUCAUUCUCGAAUGGUCUCCUCAUCAUCGAGUAUAUCUGAUUCAACUUUCGCGCUUGUUACCGAUUUUCGAAAUUGGAUCGAACGAUAAGCGAAUACGGGUCACGGUAAACGAAAUCUAAUCUGCGUCAAUUGUAUCUUGAUAAUUUAACUGCGUUUAAUUCUGACAACACAAAAGAAAAUAUGCGUCCAUACAGUGUAUUUCCUUCAUCAAGAUUCGCU